Xenia sp. Carnegie-2017 is the source of this 2538-nucleotide messenger RNA. RefSeq names its product serine protease hepsin-like. Lineage: Eukaryota; Metazoa; Cnidaria; Anthozoa; Malacalcyonacea; Xeniidae. The transcript is spliced from 9 exons. The coding region runs from base 187 to 1614 and encodes 475 amino acids. Gene Ontology annotation, biological process: proteolysis. Gene Ontology annotation, molecular function: serine-type endopeptidase activity. The record is from RefSeq and is a predicted model, not a curated record.
CAGGAAAUAAAAUCAGAAAAUGUCAAAAAGCACCGAAAAAAGUUGAUAGCAAAGGCUUUCGAAGCACAGCUGUUCUAACUAGCCUCACAGUGGUAAGGGCUCAGUAUAUAAAAAGGCUCUCAGGGUUCAACGACGCAAAAACGAACCGGUUGUCUGCAAUCUUACACGGACACAAAUACAUAAUACAUGAAAAAAGACGAAAAACUGAAAACAGACAAUGUGGAAGACAGUCUUUUAUGUGUCAGUGCUAAUCUUCGUGACAUCGUGCACCUUUUCAAGCGCAAGAAGAGGCCAAGCUCGUGGAAAUGUGAAAUCAUUCGGGAUGAGAUCGUAAGACGACCCAACUCGGAUAAAACUAUUUACAUUCCAACAUGUGACCUAGACGGAACGUUUGCUAGAAAACAGUGUCGCUACCAGCCCACCACAGUAACUUGUUGGUACGUAGACAAGAACGGCAAGCCUAUUGGUAAAAACAGAUACACCCACGUAAUCAGCACGUAUAGCAGCACGAGAAAAAAGUCAAUGACGCUAACACAACAGCAAAUGACAAACAAUACAAAGAGAACAAUUCGAUAUAAAAUAAGGGCGUCAAAUAAAGAAAUCGUCGAAACAAACCCGUUGAUGGUAAAGACAGGAAAUGCCAAUAUCACCGUAAAGUAUUUGACAAAAUGCGAGAAAUUACGAGAAAGAAGACUUCGUCAGGUCCGUCCUCCAAUGAUGAUUCCGAACUGCACCAGAGAUGGGGAUUUUCAACUCGAACAAUGUAAUGUAUACAAAACGAAAUGUUGGUGCGUUGGAAUGAAUGGAAAGAAAAUUCCUGGGACUAAAGUUCGCAACAAACUUCCGGAGUGCUAUUUAGACACUUGUGGGAAAAGAUUCAGGAAGGGACCGUCACGUAUGCGUCGCAUCGUCGGCGGACGAGAGUCGAGCCCAGGUACAUGGCCAUGGCAGGCAAUGAUUCGCUCCAAACACCGAGGUCACAUAUGCGGUGCAACGUUAGUGCAAAAAAACUGGCUCGUCACGGCAGCUAGCUGCUUUGACAACUACACAAAGUGCAUCAAGGAAUGGACGGUAAUACUGGGAGCACAUGAACUAAACUCCAGCAGCAACACCAAGAUAGGAAUUGAAGCAAUACACAUUCAUCCGAAGUAUCAACCAGGAAAAGAAACACAUCCUGGAGAUUACGAUAUCGCUAUACUGCAAAUGUCAAGUUCGGCUAGAAUACCCAGAGAUAUUAUGCCACUCUGUCUACCGGAAAAAGGUUUUAUACAAAGAUGCUCCAUCACUGGUUGGGGACGUACUUCCAAUAGUGGUUCCUUAUCAAAAGUCUUACGUGAAGCCUACGUCGAUCUUGUACCUCUGGAUAAGUGUAAUGGAGAAAAAUCAUAUAAUGGUACCAUCAACGAUCGCUUUGUAUGUGCUGGAUUUAAGGAGGGUGGAAUUGAUGCUUGUCAUUUCGACACGGGAGGACCGCUGACAUGUCCAAUGAAGGGCGGCGCUUGGGGAUUGGCUGGCAUAGUCAGUUGGCGUCAGUCAUGCGCACAGCCACACAAAUACGGCUUGUACACCAAUGUAAGAAAGGUUCAACGAUGGAUUGAGAAAAUCAUCACGUAAUAAAUAAGGUCCUAAAGAAUCGCCACCAUCAUCAUCGUGCUUUACGCCCCUGGUAAGGGCAUGCCAAGGAAAGAUUGACACGAGGAAAGGUUGAAGCGACCGCAAUUGGAAAAAUAUUAGUUCUCUUUUUGCUUUGCGAUAACAUAGUUGAGAAUAAAAUAAUGUAAAUUAAACAUACUCCGAUGAAUAAAAGACAUCUUGCACACUUAAUAUAUGAGUUAAAUGGAAAAAAAACAAUAACAAGAUUUAACUUUUCCAUUGGUGACAUGUUGGGUUUUCGACCCUUUUUCAUAAUCAUAGUCAAAACGAAAGUCUGGUCUUGACAACGAUAUUUAGAGAUGGUUUAAAAGAUAUCUUUAUUCAAAGACGUGUGUUUUAUCCUAUAUUUUUUGAAAUAUAAUAUAAAUAUUUUCAUAUAAUUCAAUUAAAAUGUAGAACGAUUUGUACUAUAACUGUCAAGUCUUUGUAAAGAACUUUGCCAUGAAGUGCAUAUGUAUUGUAGUUAUCACGGACGGAUUUGUAUAUUUUUUACAGGGGAAAACAUAAAAGUUUUGAUUUGGGGCGGGGAGGGUGACCUGGUAAAUAAUUGACGAAAGACGUUGUAAGAGUGUAGAAUCGAUGGCGGUCAGGUGGUGCAAUUAUCAAAGGUUGUGUAGAAACUUGAAAUUUUCAGUACAAAAACAAGAAGUUCAACCGUACUAGUGACUUGUUUGGCAAAAAUGGGGAAAGUUUGUUGGUAUAUAUUAUAAGUCAAUCUGCUGUUUGGGGUGGAGCCCCCUGCACCUUCCUCAUAGUAAAUCCGUCAAUGGUAAUUAUACAGCUAUUUAUUAUAGUGAAACACAUACAUAGUGACAUACUUUAUAAUUAAAUGUAAGAAUAGAGCAAUUUAGUAUCAAUGAUUAAAUGAAGAAUGCAGAAUGAUAA